Messenger RNA from Cladophialophora yegresii CBS 114405, 1203 nucleotides. RefSeq lists its product as uncharacterized. The record is from RefSeq and is a predicted model, not a curated record. The transcript has a single exon. Bases 1 to 1203 code for a protein of 400 amino acids. Gene Ontology annotation, biological process: epoxide metabolic process. Lineage: Eukaryota; Fungi; Ascomycota; Eurotiomycetes; Chaetothyriales; Herpotrichiellaceae. Gene Ontology annotation, molecular function: epoxide hydrolase activity.
AUGUCUCUGGGUGGCUUCAACGCUCUACCAAAUGGCGUGUCGAACGCCAUCACGCCAUGGAAGGUGAACAUCCCGCAACAGGAUCUCGAUACUCUAGCGACGUUGGUCAAGAUAGCUCCACUCGCGCCGCCGACUUUUGAGAACUCUCUGCCUGGACAGAACAGACGCCUUGGGCUCCCACGAGACUGGCUUCGGGCGGCCAAGGGAUACUGGGAAACCGAGUUUGACUGGAGGAAGCACGAAGAGCAUCUGAAUACAUUCCCUCACUUUAAGGCGUCGAUCAAAGACACUUUGGGGAACUUUGAUGUUCAUUUCGUCGCCCUGUUUUCGAAACGCAAGGACGCCAUCCCCAUCUUGUUUCUCCAUGGCUGGCCAGGGAGUUUCCUUGAGUUCCUCCCUCUGCUGCACAUCCUCCGGUCGAAGUACUCGGCAGAAGACCUGCCUUACCAUCUGGUAGUCCCGAGCUUGCCGGGUUAUACCUUCUCUUCGGCGCCACCCUUGGACCAAGACUUUCGAGCCGACGACGCCGCGCGUAUCUUCGACACGCUCGCCUCCGUCCUCGGCUUCGAGUCGUAUAUGGUCCAAGGUGGCGACGUCGGCGGCCGCGUAGCCCGCAUAAUGGCAGCACAGUACCCCAAAUGCAAGAUAGUUCAUCUCAACACGCACCCGAUGAACCCUCCUGCCGACAGUGACAUUAGAUCCGCGAUCGAUGACGUCGAAAAAGCAGCACUCGAAAGACACAACUUCUUCCUUCAUAAUGGGACCGGUUAUGCAUGGGAGCACGCUACACGCCCUAGCACGAUCGGCUUCGUGCUCUCAAGUAGUCCGCUUGCGCUGUUGGCCUGGAUCGGCGAGAAGUUCAUGGACUGGACCGACGAUGAUCCCUCGCUUGACGUGAUUCUCGAGUCGGUAACCUUGUAUUGGCUCACUGGGUGUGCAUCGACGAGCCUCUGGUCUUAUCGCCAAUUCUACGGGCCUGGUGCGGACAACCACGGUUCAAAGAAAUGGUAUAUCAACAAGCCAUUUGGUUAUUCGUGGUUCCCAAGGGAGCUCAACCCUGUCCCCAAGGCGUGGAUUGAAACAACUGGUAACCUGGUAUUUUUCAAGCGGCAUGACAAAGGAGGACAUUUUGCGGCCAUGGAAAGGCCGGAAGACCUAUGCAACGACGUCGAAGAGUUCUUACAGAAGGUGUGGCAUGAUUGA